This is a messenger RNA of Cajanus cajan (pigeon pea), 2381 nucleotides long. Its product is annotated as CO(2)-response secreted protease. Lineage: Eukaryota; Viridiplantae; Streptophyta; Magnoliopsida; Fabales; Fabaceae. Gene Ontology annotation, biological process: proteolysis. The record is from RefSeq and is a predicted model, not a curated record. Gene Ontology annotation, molecular function: serine-type endopeptidase activity.
GAAUAUGAACAUGAAAGACAAUCCAAUUACUUUCUUGCUAUUAUUCUAUAUUUUCUUAGUGUUUUUUGGUGUGUCGAAAUCAUCAUCAGCAGACAUGAUUGAAGAAGGGAAUGGAAGUGACCGUGAAGUUUAUAUUGUGUAUAUGGGGGCAGCAGAUUCAACUAAAACUUCUCUUCGGAAUGACCACGCUCAUGUUCUGAAUUCAGUGCUAACGAGGAAUGAGAAGGCUCUAGUUCGCAAUUACAAGCAUGGUUUCUCAGGGUUCGCAGCUCGUUUAUCAAAAGAGGAGGCAGAGUCAAUUUCCCAGAAACCAGGGGUGGUUUCUGUCUUUCCUGAUCCCAUUCUGAAGCUCCACACAACCCGUUCUUGGGAUUUUCUUAAGAACCAAAGUAUCACCGUCAAAAUCCACCACCCAAGCAAGGUCUCCAAUUCUGCUCCCUCUAAAGACGUCAUCAUUGGCAUCUUUGACUCAGGUAUAUGGCCAGAAUCACCGAGUUUUAGCGACGAGGGAAUGGGCCCUGUUCCAUCUCGGUGGAAAGGCAGCUGCAUGAAAUCGUACGACUUCAAUUCAUCUCACUGUAACAGGAAGAUAAUCGGAGCAAGGUAUUACCAUGACCCGGAAGGAAACAGAGAGUAUGAGACAGCGAGGGACAAAGACGGCCACGGAAGCCACGUGGCAUCGACAGCGGCGGGAAUGAGCGUGGCCGACGCAUCAUUCUACGGCGUGGCGGCGGGGACAACCAAGAGUGGGUCUCCAGAGUCGCGAUUGGCGAUUUACAAAGUGUGCUUCCAAUAUGAGUGCCCUGGCUCCGCUGUUCUUGCGGCGUUUGACGAUGCCAUCGCUGACGGAGUUGAUGUCAUUUCGCUCUCCGUUGGUUCCUUCUUUGGUUUCAACCCCGAGUUGAAGGACGACACAAUCUCCAUUGGAGCCUUUCACGCCGUCGAGCGCGGCAUCCUCGUCGUUUGCUCCGCCGGAAACAGCGGACCCAGCUUAAACACCGUUGUCAAUGACGCACCUUGGAUUUUCACCGUUGCAGCCUCUUCCAUAGACCGGGAUUUUAAGUCCAACCUUGUCUUGGGUCAUAACAAACUCAUCAAGGGGGAAGCCUUAAAUUUCUCUCCUCUUUCAAAUUCCCCAAAGUACCCACUGAUAUAUGGAGAGUCUGCCAAGGCAAAGGAUGCCAAGUUAACUGAUGCGAGACAAUGUUUUCCAGACUCAUUUGAUGAACACAAAGUGAAAGGAAAGAUUGUUGUAUGCGACGGCACAGAUCAUUCAUAUUCAACUAGUUUAAAAGUUCAGGCUGUGCAAGAUGUUAGAGGAAUAGGUGUGGUUCAUAUUACUGACCCAUUAGGAGGAACACAGAGAGAUAAUUUUGGAGACUUCCCAGUAACCGAGAUAAGUUCAAUAGAUGCCACCACAAUCCUUCAGUAUGUUAAUUCAACUCGGAAUCCAGUGGCAACAAUUCUACCAACAUUUUCAGUAAUUGAUUUUAAGCCUGCACCCAUGAUACCGUCCUUUUCGUCAAAAGGGCCUUCAUCACUUUCCAAGAACAUUCUCAAACCUGAUAUUGCAGCACCCGGAGUUAACAUUCUUGCAUCAUGGAUUGGCAAUGACAAAGAAGGUGUUCCGAAAGGAAAAAAGCCCUCCCAAUUCAACAUCAUCUCGGGAACUUCCAUGGCAUGCCCACAUGUUUCAGGACUUGCAGCUACAAUUAAAUCUCAAAAUCCCACUUGGAGUGCCUCUGCAAUCAAAUCAGCAAUAAUGACCACAGCAACUCCAAAAAACAAUUUGAAGGCUCCAAUAACAAAGGAUAAUGGAUCAGUAGCCACACCAUAUGACUUUGGAGCAGGGCAAAUGACAAUAUAUGGACCAUUCCACCCAGGACUAGUUUACGAAACCAGUGCAAUUGACUACUUGAACUAUAUAUGUUACAGUGGAUAUAAUAUAACCAUGGUUAAGAUUAUUUCUAGAACCGUUCCUGAUAAUUUCAGUUGCCCUGAGGAUUCAAGUUCUCGUCAAAUUUCCAACAUUAACUACCCUUCGAUAGCAAUCUCUGACCUCAAUGGGAAAGGAGUUGUGAAUGUGACUAGAACUGUGACAAAUGUUGGUGAAGACGAUGAAACAAUAUAUUCCCCUGUUGUCGAUGCUCCCAGUGGGGUAAAUGUCAAGUUGAUACCAAAUAAACUCCAAUUCACAAAACAAAAUAAAAAACUAUCGUACCAAGUUAUUUUUUCCUUUACUUCAACGAAGUUGAAGAAAGAUCUAUUUGGAUCCAUUACAUGGAGUAAUGGUAAGUAUAUUGUUCGGAGUCCAUUUGUAUUAGCUACGUAAUUAAACUACAAGCAUCUAUAUGCAUGAAUAAAUGAGCCUAAUUCUUCUA